AUGGCAGUGCAGCAAUGCACGGUGGCGCUAGUGGUGGCCGUCGCCCUCGUGGCAGGGCCAGCCGUCUCGUACGCCGCCGAAGCCGGCAACGCCCCGGCCGGGGCACAGCCCAAGGCCACGACCGAGGAGCAGAAGCUAAUUGAGAAGGCCAACAACGCCUUCAAGGCGGCCGUGGCGGCCGCAGCCGCAGCCCCUCCAGAGGACAAGGGCAAUAUAUUCGUGAAGACCUUCAGACAGAACAAUGGCAACUGGUCUCUCGAGGGGGUCACCGACGCGUCCAGCUCCACCGACAGUCUCAACACCAGGGUCACCUUUGCUAUGAUGAGGGCCUUAUGGGACACCAAGGGCGCUACCCCGGAGGCCAAGUACGACUCCUUCGUGGCUAUCUUCGGCGAGUCGCUCCGCAUCAUCGCCGGCAUCCUCGAGGUGCACGCCGUCAAGCCCGCUGCCGAGGAAGUCAAGGGCCCGAUCCCUGCCGGCGAGCUGAAGGCCAUCGGCCAGAUCGACGCCGCCUUCAGGACUGCAGCCACCGCCGCCGACGCUGCCCCGGCCAAGGACAGGUCCGCCGUCUUCGACUCCGCCUUCGACAAGGCCAUCAAGGAGACCACGGGCGGUGCAUCCGGGGGCUACAAAUACGUCCCCGCCCUCGAGUCCGCGGUCAAGGAGGCCUACGCCCCCACUAAUCCCAAAAACCCUAAGAUCAGGCUUAUGACCUAUGAGACCGCCAUGGUCGAGACCAUCUUCGCCAUGGCUGCCGCCGCCACCGCCGCCGCUCCCACUCCCGCCCCCGCUGCCGGUGGCCACAAAAGCUGA
Triticum turgidum subsp. durum (durum wheat) is the source of this 813-nucleotide messenger RNA. The record is from the annotation of a GenBank genome assembly. NCBI's taxonomy places the organism in Eukaryota, Viridiplantae, Streptophyta, Magnoliopsida, Poales, Poaceae.